AGUGACAACGGUGAGAACAGUAACAACAGUGACAACAGUCACAACGGUGAAAACAGUGACAAAAGUGACAAUGGUGACAACAGUGACAACAGUGACAACUGUGACAACGGUGACAACGGUGACAACAGUGACAACAGUGACAACUGUGACAAAAGUGGCAACCGUGACAACAGUGACAACGGUGACAACAGUGGCAACGGUUACAAGAGUGACAACGGUGACAACAGUGACAACAGUGACAACAGUGACAACAGUGACAACAAUGAAAACACCGACAACACUGACAACGGUGAUCACGAAGACAACGGCGAAAGCAGUGACAACAGUAACAACAGUGACAGCAGUGACAACAAUAAAAACAGUGACAAAAGUGACAAGUGUGACAACGGGGACAACAGUGACAACAGUGACAACUGUGACAAUGGUGGCAACCGUGACAACGGUGACAACGGUAAAAAAAGUGACAACAAAGACAACAGUGACAACGGUGACAAUAGUAACAACACUGACAAUGGUGGCAACAGUGUCAACAGUCACAACGGUGACAACAGUGACAACGGUGACAAUGGUUACAACAAUAAGAACGGUAACAACAGUGACAACAGUUACAAUGGUCACAACGGUGACAACGGUAACAACAGUGAAAACAGUGACAACGGUGACACCACUGACAACGGUGACAACAGUGACAACACCGACAACUCUGACAACGGUAACACCACUGACAACAGUGACAACGGUGACAUCAGUGACAACACUGACAACGGUUACAGCAGUGACAACAGUGACAACAGUGACAACAGUGACAACAGUGACAACAGUGACAACGGUGACCUCAGCGACAACGGUGACAACAGUUUCAACAGUGAAGACGGAAAAAAAACGGACAACAGUCACAACAGUGACCACACCGACAACACUAACAACGGUGACAACAGUGACAAUGGUGCCAACAGUGACAACAGUGAAAACGGUGACAACAGUGACAACGGUGACAACGGUGACAACGUUGACAACGGCGACAACGGUGACAACGGUAACAACAGUGACAACAGUUACGAACAUAGCAAUGGUGUCAAAAGGGACAACUUUGACAACGGUGACAACGGUAACAAUGGAAAAAACAGUGGCAACAGUGAAAACGUUGCCAACAGUCACAACAGUCCCAACACCGACAACACCGACAACACUAACAACGGUGACAAAGUUGACAAUAGUGAAAACGGUGACAACAGUGACAACAGUGUUAACAGUGACAACAGUGACAACGGUCAAACCAGUGACAACAGUGAAAACAGUGACAACAGUGACAACAGUGAAAGACGGUGACAAGGUGACAACGGUGGCAACGGUAAAAACAGUGACAACAGUAACAAUGGUGACAACAGUGAACGGUGACAAUGGUGACAACUGUGACAAAGGUAACAACAUUGACAACGGUGACAAGGGUGAAAAUGGUGACACCAGUGACAACAUUGAAAAGUGUGACAAAGGUGACAAUGGUGACAAGGGUAAAAACCGUGACAACAGUGACAACACUGACAACGGGGACAUCGGUGAAAACGGUAACAACAGUGACAAAAGUGACAACGGUGACAACGGUUACAACAAUAACAACGGUAGCAACAGUGACAACAGUGACAAAGGUGACAAUGGUGACAACACUGACAACAGUUACAACAGUUACAAUGGUGACAACGAUUACAACGGUAACAACAGUGAAAACAGUGACAACAGUGACAAAGGUGAAAACAGUGACAACAGUUAGAACUGUAACAACGGUGGCAAAGGUGACAACGGUGACAACACUGACAACAGUGACAAAAGUGACAACAGUGACAACAGUGACAAUGGUGGCAUUGGUGACAACAGUGACAAAAGUGAGAACAGUGACAACAUUGAUAACGGUAACAACAGUGACAACAGUGACAACGGUGACAACAGUGACAAUGGUGUCAAAAGUGAGAACGGUAAAAACAGUGACAACAUUGACAACGCUAACAACGGUGACAAUAGUGACAACAGUGAAACGGUGGCAAAAGUGUCAACAGUGACAACGGUGACAACAGUCACAAUGGUGACAACAGUAACAACGGUGACAACGGUGACAACGGUGACAACGGUGACAACGGUGACAACAGUGACAAAAGUGACAACAGUAACAACUGUGACAACGAUGACAACGGGGACAACAGUGACAACAGUGGAAAUUGUGACAACAGUGGCAACGGUGACAACGGUGACAACAGUGACAACACUGACAACACUGACAACGGUGACAACACUGAAAACGUUGACAAUGGUGAGAACGGUGACAACAGUGACAACAGUGACAACAGUGGCAACACUGACAACGGUGACAUCGGUGAAAACGAUAACAACAGUGACUAAAUUGACAACAGUGACAACAGUGACAACGGUGACAACAGUGACAACAAUGACAACACCGACAACACUGACAACGGUGAUAACGGUGACGACGGUGACAAUGGCGACAACAGUAACAACUGUGACAACGAUGACAACGGGGACAACAGUGACAACAGUGGAAAUUGUGACAACAGUGGCAACGGUGACAACGGUGACAACAGUGACAACACUGACAACACUGACAACGGUGACAACACUGAAAACGUUGACAAUGGUGAGAACGGUGACAACAGUGACAACAGUGACAACACCGACAACACUGACAAAGGUGGCAUUGGUGACCUCAGUGACAAAAAUGAGAACAGUGACAACAGUGAUCACUGUAACAACAGUGACAACAGUGACAACGGUGAGAACGGUAAAAACAGUGACAACAUUGACGACGCUAACAACGGUGACAAUAGUGACAACGGUAAAACGGUGGCAAAAGUUUCAACAGUGACAACGGUGACAACAGUGACAAUGGUGACAACAGUAACAACGGUUACAACGGUGACAACAUUGACAACAGUGACAACUGUGACAACAGUGGCAACCGUGACAAAAGUGAGAACGGUGACAACAGUGGCAACGGUUACAACAGUGACAACGGUGACAACGGUGACAACAGUGACAACGAUGACAACACCGACAACACUGACAACGGUGAUAACGGUGACGACGGUGACAAUGGCGACAACAGUAACAACUGUGACAACGAUGACAACGGGGACAACAGUGACAACAGUGGAAAUUGUGACAACAGUGGCAACGGUGACAACGGUGACAACAGUGACAACACUGACAACACUGACAACGGUGACAAAACUGAAAACGUUGACAAUGGUGAGAACGGUGACAACAGUGACAACAGUGACAACACCGACAACACUGACAAAGGUGGCAUUGGUGACCUCAGUGACAAAAAUGAGAACAGUGACAACAGUGAUCACUGUAACAACAGUGACAACAGUGACAACGGUGAGAACGGUAAAAACAGUGACAACAUUGACGACGCUAACAACGGUGACAAUAGUGACAACAGUAAAACGGUGGCAAAAGUUUCAACAGUGACAACGGUGACAACAGUGACAAUGGUGACAACAGUAACAACGGUUACAACGGUGACAACAUUGACAACAGUGACAACUGUGACAACAGUGGCAACCGUGACAAAAGUGAGAACGGUGACAACAGUGGCAACGGUUACAACAGUGACAACGGUGACAACGGUGACAACAGUGACAACGAUGACAACACCGAUAUCACUGACAACGGUGAUCACGAAGACAACGGUGAAAGCGGUGAGAACAGUAAAAACAGUGACAACACUGACAACAAUAAAAAGAGAGACAAAAGUGACAAUGGUGACAACAGUGACAAAAGUGACAAGUGUGACAACGGGGACAACAGUGACAACAAUGACAACUGUGACAAUGGUGGCAGCCGUGACAAUGGUGACAACGGUAAAAAAAGUGACAACAGUGACAACAGUAACAACGGUGACAGAGACAAAAGUGACAAUGGUGACAACAGUGACAAUGGUGACAACAGUAACAACGGUGACAACGGUCACGACAGUGACAACGGUGACAACGAUGACAACGGUGACAAUGGUGACAACAGUGAAAAAAGUGAAAACGGUGACAACGGUGACAACGGUGACAACAGUAACAACAGUGACAACGGUGACAACGGUGACAAUGGUGACAACAGUGACAAAAGUGACAACGGUGACAACGGUGACAACGGUGACAACAGUAACAACAGUGACAACAGUGACAACGGUUAAAACAGUGACAACGGUGACAACGAUGACAACGUUGACAAUGGUGACAACAGUGACAAAAGUGACAACGGUGACAACGGUGACAACAGUAACAACAGUGACAAGAGUGACAACGGUGAAAACAGUGACAAAAGUGACAAUGGUGACAACAGUGACAACAGUGACAAUAGUGACAACUGUGACAACAGUGGCAACCGUGACAACAGUGAGAACGGUGACAACAGUGGCAACGGUUACAACAGUGACAACGGUGACAACAGUGACAACAGUGACAACAAUGACAACACCGACAACACUGACAACGGUGAUCACGAAGAAAACGGUGAAAGCGGUGACAACAGUAACAACAGUGACAACAAUAAAAACAGAGACAAAAGUGACAAUGGUGACAACAGUGACAAAAGUGACAAGUGUGACAACGGGGACAACAGUGACAACAAUGACAACUGUGACAAUGGUGGCAGCCGUGACAAUGGUGACAACGGUAAAAAAAGUGACAACAGUGACAACAGUAACAACGGUGACAAUAAACAC
This is a messenger RNA of Porites lobata, 4732 nucleotides long. Lineage: Eukaryota; Metazoa; Cnidaria; Anthozoa; Scleractinia; Poritidae. The record is from the annotation of a GenBank genome assembly.